Messenger RNA from Meriones unguiculatus (Mongolian gerbil), 3097 nucleotides. RefSeq names its product tight junction protein 3 (gene Tjp3). The record is from RefSeq and is a predicted model, not a curated record. Gene Ontology annotation, biological process: cell-cell adhesion; establishment of endothelial intestinal barrier; positive regulation of blood-brain barrier permeability. NCBI's taxonomy places the organism in Eukaryota, Metazoa, Chordata, Mammalia, Rodentia, Muridae. Gene Ontology annotation, cellular component: bicellular tight junction; plasma membrane. Gene Ontology annotation, molecular function: cell adhesion molecule binding.
GAUGAAGCCCCGCCUAGAAUGUUACACUGAGGGGCCGGGUUCAGCGGUGAGUCCUGAUCUGCUCUGCCUCAGCCCCUAAAUGAACGCCGGAAGCGCAGCAGGCCGGCCUCCGGGGCGCUCACCAGCGCACGCAGUCCUGCCGGUCCCACCCGGAGGAGGGACGCGCUCGCCCGGCCCCUCUCCUCCUCCAGGGCGGCCGCGCUGAGCCGACAGGUCCUCCGGCCUGAGCCGCCCAUGCCAGACAGCCAUCCCGGCCGCGGCCGCCACCGCCCACCGCUCGUCCUCUCAGCCCUCCCGACGGGUAGCAGACAUGGAGGAGCUGGCCAUCUGGGAACAGCACACAGCCACGCUGUACAAGGACCCCCGCCGCGGCUUCGGCAUCGCCGUCUCUGGAGGCCACGACCGGACCGGCGGAUCUGUGGUCGUGUCUGACGUGAUACCCGGAGGCCCGGCCGAGGGCAGGCUUCUCACCGGAGAUCACAUCGUUAUGGUGAACGGUGUCUCCGUCGAAAAUGUCACCUCGGCCUUUGCCAUCCAGAUUCUGAAGACCUGCACCAAGACGGCCAACAUUACGGUGAAGCGCGCCCGCAGGGUCCAGCUGCCUGUCACCCAGGCCGGCCCCUGGCUCUCAGACCAGGAAGAGGCGGACCACGGCCGCGGGUACGAGGGGGACUCGUCCAGCGGCUCGGGCCGCUCGUGGGGAGAGCGCUCUCGCCGCGCCAGGGCCGGGCGCCGCGGCCGCGUGGGCAGCCACGGGCGCCGGAGCUCGGGCGCCGGGUCCGAGGCCAAUGGCCUGGACCUGGUGUCCGGCUACAAGCGCUUGCCGAAGCAGGACGUGCUCACGAGGCCGCUCAAGUCCGUGCUGGUGAAACGGAGGAACAGCGAGGAGUUUGGGGUGAAGCUGGGCAGUCAGAUCUUCAUAAAACACAUCACCGACUCUGGCCUCGCCGCUCGCAGCCGCGGGCUGCAGGAGGGAGACCUCAUCUUGCAGAUCAACGGAGUGCCCAGCGCCGACCUGUCCCUGAGCGACACCCGGAGGCUCAUCGAGCGGUCGGACGGGGAGCUGACGCUGCUGGUGCUGAGGGACCGCGGGCAGUUCCUGCUGAGCCUCCCGCCCGCCGAGAGCGGCAGCGACAGCUCGCUCCUGGAAGACAUCUCGGACCUGAACUCGGAGCUGUCCCAGGCGCCCCCGUCCCACAUCCCCCCGCCGCCCCGGCAGGGUCGCCCGAGCCCUGCGGACAGCCAGACGGACUCGCCCGCGGAGACCCCGCGGCCCCGGAGGCGGGACCGGUCGACGGAUUCCCGGGCAGUCGCCGCCGAGCCAGAGUCUCCUGGAGAAAGCCGCUAUGACAUUUACCGGGUCCCCAGCCGGCAGAGUCUGGAGGACCGUGGCUACAGCCCGGACACUCGUGUGGUGCGCUUCCCCAAGGGCGCCAGCAUUGGCCUGCGGCUGGCUGGCGGCAACGACGUGGGCAUCUUCGUGUCUGGGGUGCAGGCAGACAGCCCGGCCGACGGACAGGGCAUCCAGGAAGGGGAUGAGAUCCUGCAGGUGAACGGCACGCCAUUUCGGAACCUGACCCGGGAGGAGGCCGUGCAGUUUCUCCUGGGGCUGCCGCCGGGGGAGGACGUGGAGCUGGUGACGCAGAGCAAGCAGGACAUCUUCAGGAAGAUGGUCCAGUCCCGCGUGGGUGACUCCUUCUACAUCCGCACACACUUCGAGCUGGAGCCAAGCCCGCCCUACGGCCUGGGCUUCACCCGCGGCGACGUCUUCCACGUGGUGGACACGUUGUACCCUGGCUCGGGGCCAGGCCCAGGGCACGGCAGCCGCGGGGGCCUCUGGCUGGCUGCCCGCAUGGGCAGGGAUCUCCGGGAGCAAGAACGCGGUGUCAUCCCCAACCAGAGCAGGGCCGAGCAGCUGGCCAGCCUGGAGGCCGCGCAGCGCGCCGCGGGCUUGGUGCCGGGUGCCUCCUCGGGCUCCAACCCGCGGGCCGAGUUCUGGCGGCUCCGGGGUCUCCGCAGGGGGGCCAAGAAGACGACACAGCGUAGCCGUGAGGACCUGUCGGUAUUGACCAGGCAGGGACACUAUCCACCCUACGAGCGUGUGGUGCUUCGAGAAGCCAGCUUCAAGCGCCCCGUGGUGAUCCUGGGGCCGGUGGCGGACAUCGCCAUGAAGAGGCUGACGGCAGAGAUGCCAGACCAGUUUGAAAUUGCAGAAAGUGUGUCCCGGACUGACAACCCAUCCAAGAUCAUCAAACUGGACACCGUGCGGGUGAUCGCAGAGAGGGACAGGCACGCGCUGCUGGACGUCACCCCCUCCGCCAUCGAGCGCCUCAACUACGUGCAGUACUACCCCAUCGUCAUCUUCUGCGCCCCCGAGAGCCGGCCCUCCCUCAAGGCCCUGCGCGAGUGGCUGGCCCCCGCCUCCCGCCGCAGCAGCCGGCGCCUGUACGCGCAGGCCCAGCAGCUCCGGAAACACAGCAGCCACCUCUUCACGGCCGUCAUCCCCCUGCAGGGCACCGGGGACUCCUGGUACCAGGAGGUCAAGGCUGUGGUGCAGGAGCAGCAGGCGCGACCCAUCUGGACGGCGGAGGACCAGCUGGAUGGCUCUUCCGAGGACCUCGACCUGCCCGGCCGCGGCCUGGCCGCCAGCUCCGGGGACCUCAGCUGUGACAGUCGGGCCAACAGCGACUACGAGGACACGGACGGCGAGGGCGGCGUCUACACAGACGUCGAGGGGGGUGGGCCCCAGGAAGCGGAAGCCGUACCCCAGGCCCUGGCCCGCUCCUCGGAGCCCACGUGGGCGGAAGGCCCCCAGGCACUGAGGAGUCCCGGGAUGGUCGCGGCCGAGUGGGAGGCGCAGGCCGACAGCCGCCACCCCCGGCACCAGUGGCGCCAGGACAGCAUGCGGACCUACGAGCGCGAGGCCCUGAGGAAGAAGUUCACGAGAGCCCGGGAUGUCGAAUCCUCUGAUGACGACCGCUAUGACUGGGGCCCAGCCACCGACCUGUGACCCCUGAGGUUACCUCUGGCUCUCUGGAGCCUCAGUCUCCCCUAUACGACCCAGAGCUGCUGAUCAUUUAAUAAACCUUUAAUUUUU